UUUAAUAAAAUUAAAUGCCUGCCAACACUUGCCGAAGGCGACAAGGUACUGAAUGCAGACCGUUCUUGAGGAAGUGAUACCCCAACGUCGGAGAACGCCCGAGUGAUCAGUGGAUUUCGCGGCAAAUGUUGAGAGGGCCCGGCAAUUCUCUCUCUCUCUCAAUCCGGUCAGUCGCCGUUGGCUCGUUCUCCGUCGGCUGCUGUCGCUGCCGCAAAACAAAAUGAGCCGCCAUUCUGGACCUUUAAGCUUCGUCCGGUACCCUGCCUCUUUAACGCUCGUUGCCUUCUGUUGGUAUUCUAUUUAGGGGCAGGACUGCCGAAGAGUGCCGCAGAGGGGAACAGGGAAAAGGCAAGGAGGAGGAGGAAGAAGAAAGGGUUCGGAGUAAAGAAAUCCAGAUGGAAGGGACGAGGGAUCAGAGUGGUAACAGUCAGAAUGGUUCAUCCAAGGAGGAGAAGGCUUCGAUUGAGAAGCGAACGAAGGGGAGCAUUGUAAUCCCUCCUUACAUGAAGGCCGUGUCUGGGUCGCUGGGCGGGACGAUGGAGGCUUGCUGCCUGCAGCCUAUCGACGUCAUAAAGACGAGGCUGCAGCUUGACCGCUCCGGCAACUACCAGGGAAUCGCCCACUGUGGCCGCACUAUCAUCCGAACAGAAGGCGUUAGGGCGCUAUGGAAGGGCCUGACCCCUUUCGCCACCCACCUUACCCUCAAGUACACAUUGAGGAUGGGCACCAAUGCCCUCCUUCAAUCCGCCUUUGCCGACCCGGAGACCCGCACGAUCAGUCAUAGGGCCAGGCUGAUGGCAGGUUUUGGCGCUGGCGUCUGCGAGGCCCUACUUAUCGUUACCCCUUUUGAGGUGGUAAAGAUUAGACUGCAGCAGCAGCGAGGUUUGAGUUCUGAGCUUCUGAAGUACAAAGGACCAGUGCACUGUGCCCGAACCAUCAUACAUGAAGAGGGGGUUUUGGGACUUUGGGCUGGUGCUGCACCAACUGUUAUGCGUAAUGGCACCAAUCAAGCUGCCAUGUUCACAGCGAAGAAUGCAUUUGAUGUAGUGCUGUGGAAGAAACAUGAGGGAGAUGGUCGUGUUCUGCAGCCUUGGCAAUCAAUGAUUUCAGGAUUCCUUGCAGGUACUGCCGGUCCGGUGUGUACUGGCCCCUUUGAUGUAGUGAAGACAAGGCUUAUGGCUCAAAGUAGAAGUGAGGGAGAAGUGAAAUACCGGGGAAUGUUCCAUUCCAUAAGAACGAUCUUUGCCGAAGAGGGACUUCUGGCCUUGUGGAAGGGGCUGCUGCCUAGGCUUAUGAGAAUUCCUCCAGGCCAGGCAAUUAUGUGGGCAGUGGCUGAUCAAGUGACUGGUUUUUACGAGAGGCGGUAUUUGCACAAAACUGCCAACUUAUAAGCGUCAUUAUAGAUGGAGUGAUUUUUUUUUUUCCUGAGGCAUGCCUAUUCAAGUAUUUUCCCUGUCCGCUCCAUGAUCAAGAAGCUUCCGCCCUAUAAAUGGAGGCCGUGACAUGGAUAAUAAUUAAUAACCAUCAUUAUAGGGUAGUGCACUUUUUGUAAAACCAAGCCUCAACAAUUUUGAGCAUUGAAUGGACAUUCUUUGAGUUUCCUUUAUGCUAUUCAGGACUGCUAGUUCUUUAUUUA
This is a messenger RNA of Nymphaea colorata (pocket water lily), 1636 nucleotides long. Its product is annotated as mitochondrial succinate-fumarate transporter 1. Bases 396 to 1391 code for a protein of 331 amino acids. Gene Ontology annotation, biological process: succinate transport; fumarate transport. NCBI's taxonomy places the organism in Eukaryota, Viridiplantae, Streptophyta, Magnoliopsida, Nymphaeales, Nymphaeaceae. The record is from RefSeq and is a predicted model, not a curated record. The transcript is spliced from 2 exons.